AAGUGUCAUUUGGUUGAAAGCCACCGCUGGCGUUGAGUUAACGCCUUUAUUUGAAUUCAUUCACACAGUAUUAUAAUUCUAGGGUUUUUCGCUCUCGCGCUCUGCAACCUAAAACCCCCCAUUUUCAAAUCUCAGUUCUUCGUCUUCCAAUACAUCCAGGGCUGAGAGAGAGAAUGAGUACAGCAGUGCGAACCCCGAAAACUGGAAGACAAUCACUGUUCUUCCAGGAUUUAUCUACACCUAUUUCUUCCCGGAAAUCUGGGUCGAAAUUCAAUACACCAGGUCAGGCAGCAGCUGUUUCUGCUUUAUGGCGUGAGAAUUUUGCCAGUUCAGAUCUACCACCACCGCCUGUAUUUACCCUUGAAGAUCGAUCGGAUGUCUCUCCGGAAUCGGGGAUUCCUGACUAUAUUACUUCGCCAGAAAUCAAGUCGGACCCUAGAACGCCGGUGCUUAAUUCAGGAAGGGAAUUUUCAACACCUAAGAGUAAGUCUGAGGCAAGUACUUCAUAUGCACUUAUGGGUAAGCAGCAACAACAGAGUAAACAAAGCCCCUUGCCAAGUUUGACAUGGUGGUCACCUGCAAAGGGUAGUGGUAGUGCUGAGCAGGAUGACAAGGGUAAAGGUUCGCCAGUAGAAGGCGUCGUACAUCCUGGUGCUUUGAUAACCUUACCUCCACCAAGGGAAGUUGCAAGGCCAGAGAUCAGGAAGAACUCAAUCCCUGUGGGAAACCUUAAUGAGGAAGAAUGGGUCACAGUUUAUGGGUUUUCCCCAAUUGACACCAAUUCAGUUUUACGGGAAUUUGAGAAAUGUGGUGUCAUUUUGAAACACAUUCUGGGCCCCCGAGAUGCUAAUUGGAUGCACAUUCUCUAUCAGAAUCGUGCUGAUGCUCAAAAAGCUCUUAACAAGAACGGUAUGCAGAUAAAUGGAGUUCUUAUGAUUGGGGUUAAACCAGUGGAUCCAACACAACGUCAGGCACUGGAUGAUAGGCUCAACAAGCAGGGAUUUAUACCUUUGCCGCAUGCUCCAACCAGUAAAAGCAAUGAACCGACUCCGUUUAGAACCUCCUCUCAACCUUGUUAUCUCCAAAAUGGCAGCAAUAGUGCAAAGCAAUCAUCUGGAUCUGUUGCCACCCCAGCGAGAUCCGUUGUGUCUAAAAUUGUCGACUUAAUGUUUGGUGUCUAAUCUUCCAUGCUUCGUUUUGUUCUUACUCCCAUGCUUUUGUGUUAUUUCUACUCAAUGAUGUCAAAUAUCAAAGUUGAUUCAUCCGAAUGCAUAUUGAUUCCAAACAACAGUUGAGUCAUGAGUCUGUGAUUUGUACUCCCUUCCCUCCUUUGUCUUCUCUGUUUCUCCUCUGAAUGCUUGUUCAUGGUGUAUUUGUAUCGAUGUGAACAAAGAUUAAUCCCGUCAUAUUUUGGGGAAAAAACGAUGUUGUAAUGCAGAUAUAGAGAAAUUUACAUUUCCUUUGCAUCUUUCUGUCA
Molecule: messenger RNA, 1477 nt
Organism: Solanum pennellii
Lineage: Eukaryota; Viridiplantae; Streptophyta; Magnoliopsida; Solanales; Solanaceae
Product: nuclear pore complex protein NUP35
Exons: 4
Coding region: 174-1181 (335 amino acids)
Biological process (GO): nuclear pore organization; NLS-bearing protein import into nucleus; regulation of DNA-templated transcription
Cellular component (GO): nuclear pore nuclear basket; nuclear membrane; nuclear pore central transport channel
Molecular function (GO): phospholipid binding; single-stranded DNA binding; structural constituent of nuclear pore
Source: RefSeq, a predicted model, not a curated record